This is a messenger RNA of Saxophila tyrrhenica, 690 nucleotides long. RefSeq names its product N-alpha-acetyltransferase 30 (gene naa30). The record is from RefSeq and is a predicted model, not a curated record. Gene Ontology annotation, cellular component: NatC complex. The transcript is spliced from 2 exons. Gene Ontology annotation, molecular function: protein-N-terminal amino-acid acetyltransferase activity. Bases 1 to 690 code for a protein of 229 amino acids. Gene Ontology annotation, biological process: N-terminal peptidyl-methionine acetylation. Lineage: Eukaryota; Fungi; Ascomycota; Dothideomycetes; Mycosphaerellales; Extremaceae.
AUGAGCGGCCCAGGCAAAGAUGAAGCCGCCACUCUUGUCGAGAAGCCAACUGCUGUGGAUGGCCUGCACUACGUGAACUAUGGCGACCAGAGAGAAUCACCCUACCUCUCCGCCAUCCGGCAACUGAUCUCGCAAGACCUUUCUGAGCCCUACAGCAUCUAUGUCUACCGCUACUUCCUGUACCAAUGGCCAGACUUGUGCUUCAUGGCUCUGGACAAGGAUGAAAACCUCAUAGGCGUAAUCGUCUGCAAACUCGAGCCUCACCGAGGCGGCCCCAUGCGUGGCUACAUAGCCAUGCUGGCCACUCGCCAACAACACCGCGGUCAAGGCAUCGCCUCUGCACUCGUCCGAAUGGCCGUUGAGAAAAUGAUCGCCAAAGACGCCGACGAGAUUGCUCUCGAGACGGAAGUUGACAACGAGCCUUCUCUUCGAAUCUACGCGCACUUGGGUUUCAUUCGGACGAAGCGGCUGCAUCGGUAUUACUUGAACGGCAAUACGGCGUUUCGACUGAUUCUGUAUUUGAAGCCUGGCAUCCCCUAUAAGCAUACUUAUCCGCCUGAGUACGGAGGGCCAAGCGAUGGAGGUGGAUUGAUGGAUGAGGAUUUGGUUGCGAGGCAGGCGGCGCAGUUGCAGUUGGAAGAUGUUGAGGGCGAGACGCAUGAUGUUACGGGUGGGAAUACCUAUAGAUAG